AUGCGUUUCAACAGUUCAGUCUUGAUUGCGGCUCUGGUAGCCUUGGCUUCGGCGACCCCCAUGUCGGAAAACAGCAUCCGCGACGAUGAAGCAAGCUGUACCUGUGGCAGCGACAUGCUACAGAGGAGCUUCGAGAAGUGCGUCUACUACAAUGUGGAGAGCUCCCCAUCAUGCCAGGCCAAUGAGGCUUGUGUGUACGAGCAGACAUUAUCAUGCGCUGAGAAAAACGGGUGUGAAUGCCCCGACCUGAAACCCCCUACGAGCACUGGCACACCGACACCAACUCCGAGCCCUACCCCAGUUCCAACCACGCUCCAGAUCAUCACAAUAACGGCGAUCCCUUCCUCGACCCCUUAG
Messenger RNA from Clonostachys byssicola, 357 nucleotides. The record is from the annotation of a GenBank genome assembly. NCBI's taxonomy places the organism in Eukaryota, Fungi, Ascomycota, Sordariomycetes, Hypocreales, Bionectriaceae.